AUGUAUACCAAACGCAGUAUUUCGCGGAGGGUCACCUUGUGUUCAAUCUCCCUCCUCAUUUUCUCCCUCUUUCUCCUCCGUUUCUCUUUUGUCCCAUCCUUCCGAUUAUCCUCUUCAGAUCCUGGUAGAGUUGAUCAUGACUUUCACUACUCCCCUGCCCCUGCUCACGUCUCCAAACGGGAAGACAACCCACCCACGGAUCCUUAUGAGAUAGCUCUGAAGAAGGGUGAAGCACUCUAUUGUGAUAUGAAGGCGACUCAAGCAGCACUUCAGUCCAAGAACGGAAAGUCUGCAGAGUCGCCCUCAUAUCUCCAAAAACAUGGCUUAGAGGACUAUGAAGGCUGGGAAAAACAAGCGAACCAAAAUCCAACCUUUGGAGAUCGUUUGAAUGAGGCGUUAAAGGGUAUCGGAGCUCCUACCAACCUGUACCACUACAAUUGGGUGAAUGUUGGAGGGGGUGAUUGGUACUCUGACCCCGCCGGCUUUCUCGAUGGUACUCUAGACCUAGAUGAAGUUGAAGUAAAAGCAGUUGCGGCCACUGGGGCAAACUUUGCGAGCUCCUUUUCUCUGAACCCAGGCGUCAUCAUUGCCGACCACAACGUCGGGGUAAGACAUGCCGCGGGACAAUCAUCUCCAAUAGACAAGGAGACAACAGCUCUCACCCAUAUACAACAGUGGAGCGAUGCUGCUUGGAUGCAGUGGGACAGAGUCUGCUCUGAAUCGGGCGGAGAUGUCGAAGAUCUAAAGUACAUCAUCCGUGCCCAGAUUGUGAACCACGCCACUCUCAAGAUCGUAUUCCAGGCCAUUCUCAACAAAUAUGAGAGAGACCACAAGAAGAAGUCCUUGGGCCCGUGGAAGAAAAGAAUAGCCAUCACCCAUCAAAAAGAUCCAAAGGAACUUUACGCCAUCCUGGGUAGCCCCAACGGCUCAGGAGCAGCCUUCAUGCUGAUUAACCACAAAAACAGACUUGGAGGGGCAAGAGUCAUUAAUAAAGUCGAUGUAUUUGUUCCUGAAGGGAAUUUUGAGGUUAAGGGUACUGAGGUCGGCCGUGAACAAGAGGAAUGGCAUGUUAUGCUUCUGUUUCAUAUCGUUGACGCUUCUCGAGCUUGA
Messenger RNA from Fusarium subglutinans, 1110 nucleotides. RefSeq lists its product as uncharacterized. The transcript is spliced from 4 exons. NCBI's taxonomy places the organism in Eukaryota, Fungi, Ascomycota, Sordariomycetes, Hypocreales, Nectriaceae. The coding region runs from base 1 to 1110 and encodes 369 amino acids. The record is from RefSeq and is a predicted model, not a curated record.